GUCGUUACCACCGAGACGCACGGGGACGGGCGACUGCCGCCGCCGCCGGCUGCUCUUCCGUGUCGUGUCCUUGCGCGCCCCCGCGUGGCAGUCAGCGUGAAGGCCAGCCUCUGGCUUUUGCGGCUCCGCGGCGAGUCGCCUUGCGGCUCCGGUCGCCCUGAAUCCGCGCUGUGCCCAGCUCCCUGCCCGGCCCAGCGCCAGACGAGGGGCGACACCUCGAGGUAAAAUCUAGGAGGUGCAGGAGGCUAACUGCAAGAGGCCUUGUCGUCCGGGAGAAGCCUCUCAGCGGCGCAGAAGAGCGGGUGCGAUGAUGGAGGGGCAGGAAUGCGAUUUAGGGAAGUCGUGUGCCCGCUCUGAGGCAGCGGCGGCUGCCCAACCCGCGGGGUCCCCAGGGGAGACCCCCGCGGUCGCCGCAGAGUCCCCGGAGCUCGCGAACUACAGUAGCAAGUGCGUGUUCUGCCGGAUCGCGGCGCACCAGGAACCCGGCACCGAACUCCUACACUGUGAGAAUGAAGACCUAGUUUGCUUCAAAGAUAUCAAGCCAGCAGCACCUCAUCAUUAUCUUGUGGUGCCAAAGAAGCAUUUUGAAAACUGCAAAUAUCUAAAGAAAGAUCAAAUAGAACUCAUUGAGAACAUGGUAACUGCUGGAAAAGCCAUUCUAGAAAGGAAUAAUUUCACUGACUUUGAAAAUACAAGAAUGGGUUUCCAUGUGUCCCCCUUCUGUUCCAUUUCCCACUUGCACCUUCAUGUUCUGGCACCAGCUGAUCAGCUGAGCUUCAUGUCAAGAUUGGUUUAUAGAGUGAAUUCCUAUUGGUUUAUCACAGCUGAUUAUUUGAUUGAAAAACUAAGAACAUGAAAAUGUCAACAGUGGAAGAUUUCCUAAUCUUGGCUUAACAUAGACUAAUAUUUUGGUCUCUUUGAAGUCUAAUUACAAUUGUAAGGAUCACUGGGUUUUAUGAGAAGCUAUACUGGGUAGCCUUAAAUUGUUUCUUCAUGUUUGUUUCCUGAAAUGUGUGAUAUAGUCAUAUAAAUUCUUUGUCAUUGACUUUGUUUUAAUGGUUCCUUGUCUAAGGUAUAAGAUACUAUAGAUAAAAUCCCAUGAAAACAAAUUCUGUUAAUCAAGAAGGGCUCUGUAUUUUUUUAAGAAAUUCAAAUAUUUUUAUUUCUCAGUAAGUAGUCAGUUAUAAUAGUGAUUUAUUUAUGAAGAAUAAACUGGUAUAAAAGUACUUUGUUGGAACCUUUGUUAAGGAGAGAAAGAAAUUACUUAUUGAUUGUUCUGUAAUUAAUUUCAAAAUAAAGAGUACCAUACCACACAGUGAUCUCUGAUCUUGAUGGAAAGAAUUGUAUAUGUUGUCACUUACAGAUUUCAGAUGCUGGUUUUCACUUCCUGAAACCUAGCAUCUUUGUAAUAAAUUGAUACUGAAAGCUAUAUAGUAUAUAUAAAAUAAUUUUUCUCUAACAGUGAAUUUGCUACAACAAAUCAAUUUGGCUAUCCAAGAGAAUUCAUUGUAAUAGAAUUUUACCUGUAAGUAUAUAAAUGGGGAAGAAGCAUGAAGUGGUUUUAUUAAAAUAUUAAAAACUGGAGGAACCUGCUGCUUGAUAGCUUGUUUACUAUACCAAAGGAAAAUUAGAAUUAAAAAGUGAUUAGACCUGUCUUUUAUCAUGAACAAGCCCUGACUUGAAAGUAGAGAUGGAUAGGCUUGGAUGAGAAAAUUUACUUUAAUAAUAUAUUAAUGUUACUAAUAAAUCAUUUCAUGAGACAUAUUUCUUUAAGAAUUGUCUUUUGGUGCUAAUCUAUACUAAUAGCAGGGAAUGUGAAUGAAAAAUAAGCACUGAAAGCUAAUCUUACGUUGUGCCAGUGUAUAAUUGUACCAUGUACAUGAAUAUAAAUGAACAUAAGGUUUAAAGUAUAUUAAAGUAUUGAUCUUAGAAAUAAUCUGAGAAGACUAGUUUUUUUUUUCCUUCCUUUUUGGGGGGCAUUAUAUUAAACAUAGCUUUAAGUAAUGAAAUACUACAAUUACAAUGUUUAGUUACAAUCUCUAGAAUCAAUAUUGUCUAGUUCAUUUAUUCAUUCAAUAAACAUUUGCUGAGCAUUUAACUUGUAUCAGGCACUGCCAGGAUCAGGAAAUAUAGAAGUGAGAAAGGACCAUCUGCCUUUAAUUGCUAAUACAAGGAUCAGACAAAACCAGUGAGUACAAGUUUGUAUGUUAAGUAUCAAAAUGUCCAUAGCAGAGUCUGUGAAGAGGGAAACACUGGAGACAGGCGGCAGUAGAGCUAAGUAUUUGUGACUCAGUGUUAGGCAGGUAGAUAGUGGAAGUUAAGGCCCAGAGACCAACGUGUACUUUCCUUGGGUUUUGCCUCCAUUAUUAUUGACUUUACAAUUGAAUAUCCAGAUUCCAUUGUGUUCACUGGAGGUGGAGAGAGGGGUUAUGGGCUCUCAAAAUCAUAUUUACAAGUUUUUCAGCACUACUGUAUUAAGUAGCUUGGUGAGCACCUACGCAGAUUCUCAGUUACAUGUUCCUGUAAAUCAGUUCAGCCGUGAGCAGCUUCUUCAGGAAAGGAGUUUUCAACAUGUGCAACAUGUUGUACUGUGUGACCUUGUAGUGACAUAAUGGACAGUAUUAUGAUAAUAACAUGUAAGGUAUCUAAGGAGUUCUCAGAAUUCUCAGACGCCGUGUGGGCUUCUUAGAAAAUACUGAUUAGCCAUUUGAUUUAAUUUAUAUGGGAUUAUACCUUCUCAUAGUAAGCUUUUCUCCUUUUCUGGAAAACCCUUGGAGCCUUAAAUUUUUAGUGGCUCUUCUCCUGUCAAGAUUAAUAAUCAAAUUAUGACAAUUGAAAUUCACUCAGCUUUUGUCGUAGUUUAAUUAUUAUGUUUAAGUAUAUAGUUUAAUUAUGUUUAUUUAUUUAAUUAAUAUUUGGUAACUCUAGCUACUAAAGUUAUAACAUCAGCUCAGUACAAAUGCUAAUUCAUAACCUGUCUUAAAAAUGUUUAAAGUAGUAUCAAGAGCAUUAUUUAUGCAUGUUGUGAUACUAUUUUUGGUAACUGCAGAAUGAUAAAAUUAUUAAUAAUGAACUAUUUCAAACUGUGUUUACUUAGCUAAAUUUCUGCUAAAUAAAUACGGAAAAAUACUGUGUGAAA
This is a messenger RNA of Cervus elaphus (red deer), 3139 nucleotides long. RefSeq names its product histidine triad nucleotide binding protein 3 (gene HINT3). Bases 308 to 856 code for a protein of 182 amino acids. The transcript is spliced from 5 exons. NCBI's taxonomy places the organism in Eukaryota, Metazoa, Chordata, Mammalia, Artiodactyla, Cervidae. The record is from RefSeq and is a predicted model, not a curated record. Gene Ontology annotation, molecular function: catalytic activity.